GUAGCUCCAGAUUUCUUUCACUGAUUUUCGAGCGACUUUUGGCCAAAAGUAGUCUUGUUAUAUAUCAUUCGACUCCUGAGACCACGCUGAGCAAGAUUUAGAGAUAAAUAAACUAAACAAACUUCGAUAGUUCGGUGUUCUAGCACGAAAAUGUGCUUGUGUGUUGAAUCAAGUUUUUUAUAUCAUUUCCAGAGACUUAUUCAGGAGUUCUAUGGUGCAUGAGUGUGCGUGCUUGAGUUUUAUUUCAGAUAUGAUGACUGCUACAUGGAAGAUCAAACAAGUUGAAUAUGAUAAACGAAGACAUAAAAAAAUGAAAAUGAAGAGAUCAUUAGAUAAAACAUUUGAUAAAGAAUGUAAACAAAAACAAGCUCUGAAACAAAGAAAACGUCGUAAUAAUUUAAAGCAACAACAGCAAAGCACACUAACAGUCACUCUUCCGCCAGUGUCAACUCCUACAACAACGAAAAGUGAUUUAUGAAAGAAAGAAGGUCUGCAACGAAGAAGAUCAAAUGCUCUAAAAUUGAAAAACGAAAAUGCGAAUCUAUGUGAAAGUGUUCGACAGUUAACAAUGGCAAAUAAACAGCUCAGAGAUUCUCAAUAACAGAUACCUCCACGUCCGUCACCAAAUAGAAUCUUGUUAGAUAAUAUCAGUUCAUCGUCAAAGAUCAGAAGGAGCAUCUACCGCGUGGUUCUGUAGAAGAUUUUUGCCAAAAAUUGGCAAUUUAUCUAUCUAAUUCCAAUGCUUCGAAGAAAAAAACACAAUCCCUACUUCGAGAUUCCAUUGAACAAUUUCUUUGUCAAGAUCAUAUUUCAAAAUUAUGUCCUGACAAGAAUAAAAUAGUUGCUGAUCAUCAAGUUCGUUAUUGUCUCAAUCAUCUUUCAACAUUACAUCAAAUGUUUGAAUACGACACAGAUAUAGUUAUGGAUUAUCAUAAAUUUAUUCCAUACGUGCCAGAUUAUAUUCAGAAAACGACUCAUGAGAGUUCGAAACGUGUUUGUGUCCAGCCUGUUUAAAUCCACAAAUGAAAUUUGAAAAAUUGAAACAAUUAAAAUAAAAACAUCCUUGUGUUCAACCUGUCAUUACGUAGGAUAUCUUAGAUCAAAAUUCGACUAUUUCUCGAAAGGAUUUGCUCCAAAGAACUUUCCAAGUACAUCUCAACAAGCUCUAUCCAGGUAAAAUAUCCGUUCUGCUCGAACUCAACCUCAGAUGACAAAAAACCCCAGAUACCAUCAAAAAACCUUACGAAAUGCAGCCAAUUCUCGAAAAACGUGUCUUGAUUCGACCAGAAAAACUUUUCAACUAAACCAUCCAUUUUUUCGAGUAGAUCUCGACAAGCUCUAUAGAAUGCACACCUUUCCAGCUGGAUCUGACGCAGCACACCCCUCAAAAUGGCCAAUCCAGGGUCCAAUUCCUAGAUUUUUGCGGGAGAACCUGUGAGAAUUUGCACAGAAGAACUUUCCGAGUACAGCUCGAUGAGUUCUAUCGAAUGAACACCAUCUUAGAGUGGAAAGGCGUAUUUCUCUAUUUCCGUAUUUCUAUGUAUUUCCACGUAUUUCUAGGUAUUUCCAGGUAUCUCUACCCACAGUACGUAGAAAUACCUGGAAAUGCUUAAAAAUACCUAGAAAUAGUUAGAAAUACCUGGAAAUACUUAGAAAUACGCUUUUUCCUCCUUGAGUUGACUUCAUAUACAUUUACAUCCAGAUGUACUUGUAUACAUAUUAGUGGCGGAACGAAGAUUUCGGUCUGAAGGAAAUUGAGUUCUCUAUUCAUUAUCCUUUGGUACUUGUCUCACUAAUCGAGUUUCUUGAAUCCAUUCUUUCCAGAUUCUUAUUUUUCUUGAUAACCAGACAAGAUUCUUUUAAUAUACCGUAUAUAUUUUGUUAUCUUUAUUUAUCGAUAGACAGAAAAUGAAAAAGAACCUGAAAGAGAUCAACUGAUAUAGAUUAGCACAGAAUCUUCACAGAUGCUUAAUUCUUUGUUUAAAAAAAAAUAGAAAAAGAUAUAAAUUUCAAAAUGAGAAAUGUUGUUUUUAAUGAUAUUUUAGAGUAUUGCCUGUUUUUAUUAGCUCGUUCAAGCUUCAAAAUUUAUAUAUAUUUUUUUAAAAUAACGUUCCAUUUUGAUAAUGAAAAUAAUCUUGAUGAAUAUUUUAAUGUAUCAGAAUCAGAAUAUUAUUCAAAUAUAAUCAUAAUGCAACAAAAAACAGUUUAAUAGAAUUCAGUUUAUUUAGAUAAAUAAACGUGUACAUAAAAAAAACACAGUCUAUUAAUUAGUUAAAUAAUUUGUCUUUCAACAUUCAUAACAAAAUUUGUUAUGAAAACAUCGAGUUGUACCAUUCAAUGGCUCAACACAAUUCUCAAAUACAGCUGGAUUGUUGUUGUCAAAUUGGAUUUACGUUGAUUGUAAAUAUAAUUGAUUCUAACGAUAAAUGUAUAUUGAAAACAAUGGUGAUGCUUGAUAAUUUUUUUUUGUAUCUGUUUAGUCUAAAUUUUUAAUAAAAAGAAAAAUAUUUGUAAAAAAUAAUCAAAUAUAAUAUUUUUGAAUUUUUUUCCUUUGUUUAUCUUUCCAACAUAUGUGUUAUAAACGAAUCUAGAAUACAAAAAAAAACAUUGUUUUUUACAAUCAAGCUCAUCUUGAGUUUUACAUUCAAUGAUACCUAUUGGAGUUUCAAAUAGCAACGAUUGAUCAUCUCUUUUAAUUGCAGUUUUUAUUUUACAUGAACGUUAUUUUUGUUUAUGUCUGAAUUUGUUAAACGACAAGUUAAAGAAUUAAAUGUAUUGCAACUAUUGAAUAAAAAAAUUGAAAUCUAUAUUCAAAUAAAAUACAAAUGAAAAGUUAUUUAUUUGAAGUUGCCUAUAAAGAUUUUCUGAGAUAAAACUGUCCAUUAAAUAUAACCUGUAUAAGUGUUGAAAGUCGAAUCAAAUAAAGAAUUAUGUCCUUUUUUUUUAAAUUAUCAAUAUUUAGAUGUUGUUCUUUCAAUAUGAUAAUACCUGCCAGUACGAUUCUGACGCGAUUGAAAUACGAAAAACGAUGGGAUUUCUUUUAUGAUCAACAAUAAGAGAAGAGAAUUCGCUGUAUGUUUUUUUUUAUUUAUCAGUUCUUUGUUCUUAGUCACUGCAUGCUCCUGACCAAACGACGAGAUUAAUUUUAAUGUAUCAAUUCAUACGGAAAAGAAUUAAACAAACAAUCAUUUGAAGUAGCUUAACUUAUUGUGUGACAGAACGAAGAAAAAGUGACCUUCGUGGGACUCGAACCCACACCUUCGGCUAUCCUGGUAGAUGUCCUAACCAGUUGGACUACUUUUAGCGUCAGUAUGUUUCAUCACUGAUGCUAACAAAAAACAUCAUUGUAAAAAAUAAAAAUAUUUUAUCUGUUGAUCUUUACGAUUAAAUAGUUAUAUUCAAUAUAAAUAAACAAAUAUUAAACUAUUUUUCAAAUAUGAUUCAUGUAUCAAAUCAAGUCAAAGAACAAAUCAUCUUUAGACUGAAUUUUGUGUAGUCCAAAUUUAAACAGUCUAUCACUUCUCUUCUCUUGAUCCGUGGUCUGGUGCAACGGAUUGGUGUAAGAACAUGAAUUUGUUUCUCAGCUACACUUGGUAAUUACACACCUAAUUGGAAGCUAUAUUCUAAUUAAUUCGAACAUAAAAACCAUUAACUAAGAUAUGUGUAAAAGGGUUUUGGGUUAUAUAAUUAAAAUUAAUAUAGAUGUCGCUAGUUCUGUAUGAGUUACUGAGAAGGCUUAACAUGGUAGCGAUAUAUGGAAUGACUAUCGUUUAUGCAGGCUAUUCCUUGUGGUUUAUUGUCUUAAAAUGAACUUUGAUCCUUGAGAAGUUUUCGCAUCUUGUUGCUUACGGUACAGCUGUAGUUGGCCUUUUACCAACCAGUUUGCUUUCCAUUGUAAUUUAUACAUAAUUUUAAACAAAAUUUCAUAAUGUAAUACAAUUCUCUUUUCUAUUUCAUUUGAAAUCCCAUGUGAUUUUUUCCGUAUUCAACUCUCGUUUCAUAGCGUUAUAAUUUCACUGAAAGUUUUGGAUAUGAAUCCUGGUAUUCAAUCUUACAAAAUCAUAGAUCAGUUCUUCCUCUCUGUGAACACAUCUUUUGUUGGUAAAAUUUUUUUUUCGAUUAGAGAGUAAUGAAAAUCUAACUGUUUAAAAAAUGUAUUAUAAAAAUUAAAGGGAAGAUGGUCUGCAACGAUUUAUUUUAAACUCUAGGAAAAAAUUCAACGAUGUAAAAAAGAACAAUAAUGCCACGCAAACAGUGUCAUAUUCUUUCUGAUACUUGCUCUUUCUUUAACACACGUUACGCUUUGCAUAACCUCAACUAUGAUGAGUCUAUUAUACAAAAAAAAGAUAAACCCAAUAUAUCUGUUUUUUCUUAUCAAAAAAUUGAAAUUGCAUUAUAUUGAAAUUAGAUUUAAUAUACAGAAAGCGUGUGUAUUUCUUAAUGCAUAAGUGUGUUGAAUCAUCGCAGUUUUAGAAUUGACGGCUGAGUCAUCGAACACUAGGCCACGGAUCAUCUUUGGUUUUAUUCAAGAACUAAGUAAUCAAAGAAGGGUGAAGGAUAUUUAUGAAAUUACUGUCUAAUGAGCCAUAUCAAGAUUAUUUAAGCCAAUUAUAUGAUCGUAUCGAUAUGAAAUGAGUAAUAAAACUAAACCAUGGCCCUUCGAAAAUCCAAAUUUUAAAAACCAGAAUUAGUUCAAAGAAAACAAUAGUAGCUGGGCAAGAGAUUUUACCAAAGAGUCAACAAGAAAAACGAAGAAAAGUUUAUUAUAGUCAAUAACUGAUUCGUUGCCUUCUUUAGAAGGAAAUUUAAAUUUUCGCACAGAUAAGUGCUUACUAGGGUGUGGGUGUGGGUUAAUCUUGUCUUCAUCUACACUCGAGCCCAAACUCACACAUCCACCCACACCCAUUCUGGACAAUAAUUCAAAUGUAUACUUAUAUUAUUGGUGGCUUGAUUUUAUUUAAACAAUUUCAAAUUGGCAAUCUGUAUAUAUAGAUAAAUCUUUUUUUCUUUUUAAAUAUAAAUUAAUUUAAAAAUUAAAAGAUUGAAUAUAGUAAUCAAGGACAUUUAUUAUCAAUAUCAUAUGAUUUUACUCCUCAAUUUCGUCAUCAUAAUGAUUACAAUCAAUUUACAGAUAUACGUACUAAUGGCAAAAAUGGAUCAAUUCAUUUAAUUAAUUUAACAUUAAAUAAUUCAAUGAAUAACACAGAUUAUUCCAACAAUAUAUCAUAUAUGAAUGUUCAUCAACGAGUUAACACCAAAGUAUGA
Molecule: messenger RNA, 5265 nt
Organism: Rotaria sp. Silwood2
Lineage: Eukaryota; Metazoa; Rotifera; Eurotatoria; Philodinida; Philodinidae
Source: the annotation of a GenBank genome assembly